Molecule: messenger RNA, 10113 nt
Organism: Phlebotomus papatasi
Lineage: Eukaryota; Metazoa; Arthropoda; Insecta; Diptera; Psychodidae
Gene: enc
Product: protein encore
Exons: 14
Coding region: 3572-8578 (1668 amino acids)
Molecular function (GO): nucleic acid binding
Source: RefSeq, a predicted model, not a curated record
UUUCAAGAAAGCAUUCACCAGAUUUACCGUUUCCAGAGUGAAAUUCUCAUGGAAUCGAGCAAAAAAGUGGAUUUUAGUGUUAUGAAAAUAUGUCUUAGAAAAUUUCCAAAAAAGUGAUAUUAAAAAGUUUUAUUCCUUAUAAAAACGGUUUAAUCAAGUAGAUUAGAGUUCCCUUAAAACAAUGAUGUGCAACUUUAAGUGUCCGGUGCAAAAUUUAAGGUAAAAAUAGGGUGUUCAAUGAUGACGUGACUCGUGUGCGAAGAUGGAAACUUGAUUGAACUUUCGCACAAUUCGCCAUUAAAUUUUCAUUUUCCUUUAGAGGAAAAUCUGAGGAUUUUCUGGGAUUAUCUGAGGUGGGAUUAUGAACCCUAUAAGUAAGAGACUUUCUUGGCAUAGUUGGAGAAUCUGUACGGUUUGCAUGGUAGUCAGAAAAAAUCACUGAACUUGAACAUCAUUUUUGUGUGCGAAAGUUCAAAGCCUCCCCCUAUUAGGGGGAAGUGUAGCACCUUCAUCAGACCAAUUACGAAGCUAAAUUAUAUCAGGGUAAGGUCCAGUUUUAUUUAAAAAUAGGACAAAAAAACGCAAUUUCAAAGCUGCUUCAAUUCAAAGGUGCUUUACUUCUCCAUACUUUGUGAUUUUCCGUUCGUUAUAAGGAUAUUCAUUUCCAAUUUAGUAAAAUUUCCUCAUAUUUUUCUACUUGAAAUAAUAUAUUUUUUGCAAACUUUGAGGAAACAAGUGACGAAUCUUUUUUUGGAAUGGUGUACCCUUUGAAUUGGACUGACAAACAACUUUUUUUCUGUCAUAACAAUUAUUAGUAAAAAAAUGUAGAAUAUAGCCCCUACUAGACCUAAGACUUUAUGCAUUCUGCGAAGUGUUGUUCACUUGGUCAUCCUUAUUUUUGCUUUUGCGAAAGUAGAACAGUGAAAUAUAUAUGAUGAUCAGAUAGAUUGGUAGAGAGUAUUCGCAAAUAUAAAAUAGUGAGGAAAUGAAAUAGUUUUUGAUUGUGUCACAAUAGAGCAUUUUCGGAUGGGUAUUGGCUAAAAAAAAUUGAGGCAUUCAUCUCUUUCUUACUUUUCUGAUAGAGCUUUUUAUACAGAAAUUGGGAAAAUUAUUUGGGUUUUCCGUCUGCUUGUGUAUAAAUGUAUUUGUAUUCGGUGGUUCAUGGUGAAAUUUUCGUGUAUACCGAUUCUCCUGGUUUGUUCUCUCUUUAUAUAUUGCUUUUUGUUCUAACUGAGAUCCCUCUGACAGAUUUUGUAUGUGUGUCCAUGUUAUGUGUACCAGGAAAUUGGGGAAAAAUCUCGUGAAUAUUCUCUCUCUCGCUUGCUCUCUCUCUAUCUCUGUCCUGUGUUUGAAAUGCUGUGUAUUCUAUCCUCUUUGAAGAGAGAAAAAUUCUGUCUGUUUCACUCUCUAAAAUUUUCUGUUGGGAUUCUUCAAAGUGUGUCAGAGAGAAAUUCCCCUCUUGGUUUUAAUGGUGACAGCCUGCCAGGCAGUCAACGAGCCAGCCAAGCUUAGUCAGGCAGCUCUAGAGUGAGAAGGUAGCACUACUGCAAGAAAGGAGAUUCAGUGUUGGCUGAAAGGAGAGGAAAAUCAGAUUUUCCUCAUUGUGUGCUCGAGACCAGCCAGUUCGGUCGGCGCCUUCGUGAAGGCAUCAUCAUACUUUGAGGAAAGACUUUUGCAACUCUGUGUGUUAUCAUACAACGGGAUUUUUUUUCUUUAUCUCCUUGUUUAACUAAAUACAAUAAAAAAAUAUAGUGCAUAAAAUUAAUUGUCAAUAUCAAUUGCUACAAUUGCCCAAAAAUAGGACACACACAGAUGUGAUGUAAAAUUUUGAGAAAGUGCUUUCGCAUUCUGCAGUGUCUAUACUGUGCACAAAAGAAUAGUGCUCUCAAAUGAGUAUCGCAGUGAAAAGUGAUUACAUCUACAGAUGGAGUAUUUGCUUUCAGUAGAUUUUUUUCUAAAAAAAAAAAUGCCCGAAUUUCUCAACAUUACUGAUGCACAAAGUGCAGAAGGAAAGUGACAAAAUGUAAUGCAUCUCGUAUUGGAAUUAGUCUCAAAUGAUCAAAGCUUAUAAGAAUUCAAAUUUUUUUCUUAGAAAAGAAAAGUAAGAAAAUUCAAAGUGAAAAUCUAAUGGUCUAAAAGAAGUGCAAAGUGUAAACCAAGCAGAAAAAAAUAGUAAUUCCAUCAGUGUUUUUCUUUCUCUUGAAAGAAAACUGUAUGAGUGGGCUUUGCCAGAGUGGGAUGAUGGGAAAAAUGAAGUGUAGUAGAUGAGGGAAGAGAUAGAAAAAGCAAGAAAAAAAAGAGUAAGAAAAAGAACUUGUUGUGUAAAAAGUGUUGAAUGAGAUUCAUUCUUGCUGUUGACGAAAAAAGUAUCUAUUUUUAAAACAAAGUUUUUACUCAACGCAAAAAUAAUGGCAACUUCGAGUGAUGCCCAGUGACAAUUUCUAAAAAAAAGAAUGGACAGCAAAGUGAAUUUUCAUGGAAUAUGAGAAUCUUAUUAUACAAAAAAAAAAUAAAAGAAAAUACUAAAAAAAGAUUUAUAAAAUAAAGAACAAAAUAAUAAUCACAAUAAAAAAAGAAAAAUAUACUUUAAAAUAGCUUUAAAUCUUGUUAUAUUGCAUAUUAGAUGAAAAAGACUAUAUAUUUACAAUUAAUAUUUACUAAUUAAGAUCAUAUUGAUAAUAACUAAUGAAAAACUCUUAAACCACGAAGACUAUUAAUCUCUUAAAUAACUAAUAUACCCAUUAAUUACACUAAAAGUCUAAGAAAAAAAUAUGUGAUAGAAAAGUAUGUGAUUAGUGCUAUUGAUAAGUUGACAGAGAAAAGAAAAAUGAGACAAAAAAACAUGAAUAUGAGCAGAAUAUUUGAUGAAAAUAUACAAUUAAGUUGUGAUUGCAUUAUUCUAUAUGAAUAAAUCAUUUCAAUUGUGGUGAAGACAGUGAAAAGAAUAAAGGCUAAGAAAAACGUAUCGAACAAUACUCCUUAUGAUUAUUGAUAAAAAAAAUAAAUAUAAUAAGUGAAGUGUUAAAUAGGAAGAAUAUUUAAUUACUAUGGUAAAUAACUUAUAGUGCAUCACUGCCAAUUUUCUAUAUAUAAAAUCUCCAUUUAAUAAAUAAGCAUCGAGAAAUACUGAAAGCUCUUUAUCUCUAAAGUUUAUGAGAUUGGGAAUAGGGGAAUUCAAGUGAAAAAUCGGAUACUCUAUUUACUUAUAUCUACUUUUCCUGUAGACGAAAGGAUGUGAAACAUUUUUGUUGCUGUUCCUAAGAUUUUCCCCAAAAGCAGAGAUAUUGUGUGUGAAAAGUGGAAAAGAAGAAAUUGCAAAAGUUAUAUUAUAUGAAGUAAUUAAUAUUAAUGGAACUAUAAUAAAUACGUAUUAAAAAAAAACUGUAGAACUAUAUUAAUAAUAAGGGAAUAUUUAGUGGUAAUACACAAUCUACGAUUCUUCCGCUUUGUAUACAAAAAAAAACGCCUGAAAUAUUUCAUAUACAAGAUAUCACAAGAGGAAAAUAUUUAGUAUAGCUCUCGUGCAAAAAGACGAGAAAUUAGUUGGGGUGUGUGAAGAGGUGGAAAUAAAAUGAAUUCAGCUUCAACCCAAAUUGCCGUGGCACCAACGACACAGACUGCGUCUCCAACGUCACCAUCGCCAUCAUCCGGACAAAUAUCACAGAAGGAUUUCCUCGAGGAGCCAUUGCCAAGACAAAAUAGUUUGGGUGGAAGCGGCAGCAACAGACAUAGAGGUGGCGGUGCCAAGGGUAAACAUCUAACACGGAGUCAUGCAAUGCGUGAAUCAACGUCACCACCACGAACACCAACACCGCGUUCUGACUUGCUGACGAGCACAGCGUCCUCGCCAAUGACUUCAUCUGUGAACACGAGUGUGUCACAGGCGUGUGGUGACAUUGCUCCUGCCACAUCGAGUGAAUCUCGACUCCAUGUACAAUCAUCGGCUACAUCGACAUCACCCACAUCGGGGAGUCCGUCCCCCAAUCUACUCGAUACACCAUCCGUUAUCGUAACACAGCAAUCUCAGCAGCAAUCGCAAACCUCACCGCCUAUCAUCUUUUCAACGGAUGACGGUGGUAGAAGUCAGUUGGAUGUGGAUUUUCCAAAAUUGACACCGCCAAAGUCAAAGUCACCAAGAAAUAUGGGUGAUAAUAAUAAGUCAAAUGUGGCCCAACAGACGAGCCCCAAAGCACCCACAAGCAAUCACACAAACAGUGGUACAAACACUGAAACAAUUGCAAUUCCCAAUCAUCAUCAUCACCAUCAUCAUAGACACCCAAAUAAUUCACCGGGAAAUGUGUCUCCGUGCUCUCAGCAUUCGUCCAAUGGCGGAGGCUGUGCUGCGAUCAAUGUGGUGGAUACUAGUCCGAUCCCAUCGCCACAGGGAACGCAUUCGUAUGAGAAGGAGGGCGGCGGUAGGAGUAUGCGCGAGGGACAAUGCAAUUACGAGGGUGAGGGUGAAAGUCCGCCGGAUGGACCUGGUGGUGGACGUGGGAAUGCUGAACGUGGUGGCGGAAAGAAGCACAGAAAUGGUCCAAGUGCCAAAGGUACGAAGCCACGACUCAAGGCAAUGGGCUCAUCGUCCAGUGCAGAGGGGAGUGGUGCGAGUGGAAAUGGAGGCUGUGCUGGUGAUAAUUCAUCGGAACAAUAUACUGAUCAAAGUGGAGUGGAUCUGAUACAAUUCUUCAAGGAGACACUGAAUAAGAAUCUAAAAGACAGAACAAUGUUGCUUCGCAUUGAAAAGGAAUUACUUGCCUUAGUGUAUGACAGAUCUCGUACUCAGAUAAAAUUCCCUCCAGCAUCGUCAUACAACAGAAUGCUAAUACAUCGGACGGCCGCCUAUUUUGGCAUGGACCACAAUGUCGAUGCAACACAAACCUGUGUAAUAGCUGAAGUUACCAAGAACACGAGAGUUCCAGAAAUUCGCUUCGAGUCACUUAUUCGGGAAAUGGAUGAACCACGUAAGUCCAUUCUCAAGCGAGAUUCGCACAGUUUCGAUGAGUAUCGUCAGGGACUCUUGCCAUGUCCGGAUCGUGGGAUGUUAGAUCGUAAAUCGAAGAGUUUUGAGGAGCGUGAGGAGGAGUAUGAACGUGCUCGACGGAGAAUUUUCAAAGAUAGAGAUGGCGGAGGUGGAGAUUAUUCGAUUGAGGAACAACAGUGGCCAUGGUCGAGCUCUGAGAGUUCUGAGAAUUCUGGAAGGCACAAAAUGGCACAAAAUAAUCGCCUGCUGAAAGUUCAAUCUCUGUCUGUGGAUACUCGAGGUGAUGGACGUCCAUGUGUAUCGAAAUCACAUAGUUUUGGGGGAUAUGGUGGUCCCAUGCAGUCUACAGGAUCACAAGGACAUCACUUAUCGCGGGGUGAUUCAGUGACGUCCACCAAAAGUGCAGGACCUCGACUCUUCCCAAAGCAAGACUCUGUUGGCAGCACAAAUACACCCUGGAGGUGUUCACCGUCGAGUAGUGGAUACAAAACACAAACACAAUCUCUUCGUUCUGAUUCCAUAACACCGUCACCGACUGGUUACGGUAGCGGCGAUCACACGCCGGAGCCACAAUCCGUGCUCCCGUCGCCAGCUGCCCGCGGUGUCGUGUGGGCUGUUACGGAUAUGGCCAGUGUACCGCGUGGCAGUGUCCUCAUUGAUCCGCAAACACUGCAGCCUAUUGUCAAUCAGGACGGUUCACUGUAUUUAUUUGAUCCGUCAAAUUUGCCACCAGGAAAUCUUCACAAUAACAAUAACAAUAAUAUUAUGAUAAAACCUCCAACACAUGUGCCACGAAGCAAGAAAUAUGACAAGACAAAGACAUCAAUGAGGAACAAUGAAAAUUGUGAUGGCAAUGAAAGUAAUAGUUUAACGCACAGCGUUAUUAUGGAAAAUCAAACAACAAAUUCUUCCAAUGAAGAUUUAACUAGUCCCCAAAUUGAUGAGGAUGAUGUCAAUGCAAGACAAUCCGAAUCUCCGGUGCAACAGCAUCAGGUGGAUGAAAUGAAGAUGUCACCGCAGAAAAUGCAGAAGAGUCAAGCGACUAGUCCAAAUAUUCCUACGCAAGAGGUGAUUCUUCAAGCAGUUGCAGUGAAUGAAGUUCCACCAAUUGCGACUAAUCAAAGCACAAGUUCAACACCGGCAAGCACAUCUACCACAAUCAAUUGCGAAUCUGCUUAUUUAACAACAACUGCUUCUUCCACAUCCACCGUCGCGACAACAUCCCCUACCACGGAGCCCGUAGUGACUCCCAGCACAACUGUCACGAAUGCCAUCACCACCACCACAUUCACUACCACAUCCGGCACCCAAUGCGCCACUAAUCAUCCCCAUCAGCCAUCGUCGACGUCGCAUACUAAUGCCACUCACAGCAGCAAUAAUGUACAGGAUACGGUCAAGGUGCAUCACCAGCAGCAUCCCAGGCAGGAGGAUACAUCCUUGGCCAAGUCAUCUGUGGUGCCGUCUGUGAUUCCCGUGAUGGGAUAUACAACCACAACGGGAUAUCCAGCCAUGGAGAAUGGUGCCAUGUUUCCUGCCCCCAAUGCUCCAUUCCCAACAUAUCAGCAAGGGCCGGACGGAAGUGUGUAUGCUGUUCCGCCGAUGGUGUACGCCUAUCCGCCUCCUAUGGAGUCCGAAAUGUCUGGCUACUUCCUGCCCAUGUACGAUCAAGCGGGUACACCUCGUGACACGGGUCUCAUGCCUGCACCUACGCCAACAGCAGCUCUCUAUCAGCCAGCAGCCGCGGCGGCAGCGGCUGCUGCGGCUACGGUGGUACCCAUGACGCCAUAUGCGCCCACUGCUUACUCGAGCGGCCCACUGUACACUCAGGGUCAGGUGGUCUAUACGGCAGCCACGGAUCAGUUUGGGAGUCCGGCGGCAGCCGCGGCUACGCCCCAGUACCCAAUCCCAGCGUAUCCUACCAUGACGUAUCCGUAUCCUACGUACAACGGCACCACGACAUAUCAGGGCUACUGGGGCCAGCCAAUGGCCACAACGUACUAUGUGCCACAACCGCAAUUGGUGCCACAUCCAGCACCAACGGCCAAUGGAACUGUGGGCGGUAGCAGCAAGAGGGGCAGUCCGCCGCAGAAUACCACUCAGCAGAGUCACGGAUCAAAUCCAUCCACGCCGCAGACGACGACAUUCAACAAUCCCUUCGGGUCAGCGGGUGUGCCAGUUGCUGCUGCUGGCGAUCCAGCCACCAUGUACGCUUUACCUCAACCUGUCUACCCCAAUAUGCUUCCAUACGCUUCGCCGGCCACGGUUCCUGGACCGGCGAGUGCGGCUGUUCCUCAUCUGCCGCAUCAUCCACAUGCUCAUCACGGGGGAUCAGAUGGUGUCAAAAUAAGAUAUGGCGUGAUGUCAACGUCACAGUCACAGCCAGCUCCUCAAGCUCAUCAGAAUCCCAUUCAUUCUGAUUCAACGCAAAGCUCCUACAAUGCUCAGAGUUCUGGAACUCCACAGUCAGCCCCUAGUACACCCCUGUCCUUACCACUUCCUCUGCCAACGGGUCAUAUGUCCAAGGGCGGACCACCCAUUUUUCCCACGCCACCAAUCAUGACGAAUGGCUUCGGGCCGCAAUUCCCGGGCUCGGUGGCGAGUGGGGAAAAUGGGUAUUCAGGCAGCUAUGAGAGGAAGAACAAUGCCAAUGGCAGUGGGCAACAGACGGGGCAGCAUUCGAAUCAGCAGAAUGGCAGACGAAAUAAUAAUAAUAAUAGUGGUGCUCCGGGGAGUGGUGGAAGAUCUGGGCAGAAUUCCUUCGGUGGACCCCAUAUGUCACAACAGACAAAUACGACUCAUUCGGCUGGUCCGAGGAAGAAUUUAUCACAUGACAAUACUCAAGGCAAUGUCACACAGAAUCGUCCAGCAAAUUCAGGACCCUUCCAGAAGCCCCGGAAUGGCGGGGAAGGAGGUCCGGGGCCCAAGGGUGGCUCUGUGCACUCUGGGCCAGUGACAUCGGGCACUGGGGCCAAUACCAUGUCCCAGAGCAGUGUGGACAAGGUGACAACGCCACGGGGACCACGGCCAAAGCCAGCGAAUCUCGAUCUCAGGCGCAGCAAUAGUCAGCGCAAUACACCGAGCACCAACUCCACAGAGAGCAACAAUUCACCCAACAGUAUUGCUUCGAGUGAGCAUCAGCCUGUGUAUAUGACCAGGGGUACUCACAAUCCACCCUUGGCACAUCAUCCGGCCACAGCUACAGCCAUGGGAAUCGAUCCUACAGCCUGCCAUCAGCCACUCAUCGGGGCAGCCUACAAUCCAGCUGCAGGGAUGUACGUGAAAUUCGGCCAGACAUAUUUCACUCAUCCAACAAUGGGUUUGACAUCAAAUCGUCGAUCGCCACCGUCAGAUGUUCGUCCACCGCCUCUGACACCCAUUGCCCCGGGAAUGUAUCCCAUGAAUAUGAUGCUGCCAGGUAAUAAAUAUUUUAUGAGGCCUAAUGAAAGUGAGUGGAUGGCUAAAAAAUGGUCUUGUGUGUCGAAAAUAGCACCACGUCAUUUGGGGCCACGUCCAACGCAUUCGGGCGGCUACAAGGGUGGAAACAAGGGUGGUGGCCAUCCGCCAGCUGGAGUGGCAGCUUCGGCAACACCCAGAUAAAUCCGGGCGUACUCCCAAGAUUAUUAAAGUGCGAGUGAUAGUGCGAGAAAGAAAGAAAUUAUGCGUGUGGCUUUUUUUUUUGGGAUUGGAAUGCAAAGAAGUAAAAGGAGAAAGAUUAAAAUUUUUCCAUGUUCCAGGAUCUUCCGAAAAAAAAAUUGAGUUUGGGGCUGAAAUGAUGAAGAAGGGGGGAAUAGGGGGAUGUAGAUGAAGGUACUGGAUGAGAAUUUGGAUGCGAUCUGAGAGAGGGUAUUCUUGAUAGGACGUGAAAAUUUCAAGGAUAGAAGUUACAUGAGAAAGAAAAAAAUAAUCAUUAAGGAUGUGCAAGAAAAGAGAGAUUAAAUAAAAAAAAGCGUGUGAAUGAGUCAAACUAUUUUUAAUAUAAUUAUUAUUAUUAUAUUACAAUAUGAUAAAGAAUAUAUAAAUAUACACCUAUUAUAUGAUAAAUUAAAGAUCUACAAAAAAAGAGUUAUUUAACAUGUAAGGAAGAGAAAUAUUAUAUGAUUAGAAGGAGAAGAUAAUGAAAAAAUAUUACCGCCCGAGGAGACCACGAAAAAAAAAAACAAGUGACAAAGAGAAUAAGGAAAGGGAGAGCACGAAGGUGGAAGAAGGUGAAUGAAUUUGGGACGAGAAAGGGGGGAAUGUUUGCAAAAAAAUAAAUGCAGCAACAUAAAAUGCGUGGAUGGAAUGAAGUACGGAAAGAGAAUGUGCGUGAAAGAAGAAUGAGAAUCUACCGAAACUGUGAGAAUUUGCCAUAUUUACUUAAAAAAAAAAGAAAGAAAAAAAUAAGUCGAAGAUUAGAGAAGUAAAGAAUAAUAAAAAAAAAUGAUGAAAGCAAAAAAAAGAGAAAUAAGAAUAUUAAAAAAGGGAUAAUUAUUAAUUAAAUAAUAAAUAAUAAUUUCAUCAAGUUAUGUUUGACUCCUAAUCUAUUCAUUAAUGAUUAAAGAAAAAAAAGAAAGAUGAAUAAAAAAAAUAUGAAGCAGGUAAUUUAAUAAUUAAAAAAUUUAUUAUUAUGACAAUGAUCUCGUUUUCCCCCUCCCUUUUUUUCCUUCGGAUUGGACGAUUGAACGAUGAAAGAGUGCGUGAGUGUGAGCGAUACUAAAAAAAAAAAAACAUCUCGAAAUAAUUUUUUGAAUUUUUUUAUACAAAAAAAAAACGAUACAAGGAAAAGAGUAUGACUACAAAAUCCAUCUUAUUAUUUAAUCUUUAAGCUAUUUUUUUUUGUUUUCUGUAUUAUAUUGAGGAAAUAUAUAUUGUUUUUUUUUUCUUUUUACUUCUGUAUAUUUUUUUCGAGGUAUAUAAAAAAAAGUGAAAAAAAACGAAAUUAUCAAUAUACUAUUGAUGAGGUAAAAAAAAAGUGAAAUAAUAAAAAAAAAAGUUGAAAGAAAAUUUUUUGUUGCCUAUUCUAUAUACUAUAUACAAGAGAAGAUGAAGGAAAACAAGUUGAAUAAAUGUGUUACUCUAAGAUGAAUAUAUUACGAAAAUGUAUUUAUUUUAAUUUAUAUACAAGAAAUAUAUAUAUGAGGAAUCCUAAACAA